This is a messenger RNA of Blepharisma stoltei, 1164 nucleotides long. NCBI's taxonomy places the organism in Eukaryota, Ciliophora, Heterotrichea, Heterotrichida, Blepharismidae. The record is from the annotation of a GenBank genome assembly.
AUGCUCAGGUGGAAGACGAUAUGCUGUAAGCUAUAAGCAGGGGCUAGUUUUACAACUGCGUGCAUGCAGAGAACUCCUGAAAAACUGUUAGGACUAGCAUCAGCAUACGCUGAACGCCAAAUAUUCCAUCACUUUGCCAAUGGCCACUAUCCAGAUGCAGGGAUUUUUAUUUUUUCUGAUAAAUGUUUGAGAAAAAAUCCUAUCAAUGACUCUCAACUUGAUAAAUACUGCAAAGAUAAAAUAUCAGCAUUACAAGAAAUGGCAAAUCCUACAUUUAGGGAUGCAAUAAAGUCUCAUUUAUCAAGCAUUGAUGCAAGUAUCAGCAAAAUGGUAAAAAAUAAUCAGCUAAAAAUUGACAUCAAAGCUACCGAUAUUGUCACCAAAUUUUUUGACGCAUAUGGAACUAAACACAUCCACGCUUCCGCCAUGCUACUUAUGGCCCAAGCUCUCGGAGAAAUCUCCACAAAGCAAAUUAUAUUUACCCAAGCUAUUGAACUGGCACAUUUCGGCAGCUCAAUCCACAGCAAAAUAAUGGACACAUCAACUGAAGCCAGCUGGCUUCACAUGUUUUUAGGUGACAACGGCAUGAUUUUAGGUGGCGACUACAUGAUUUCUAAUGCGUAAUUUUUAUUCAGCUCAAUCCAAUGCUGCAGAAUCAAUAGUUUGCCUUUAAUCCAGCUUCUCUGCUUGAUUAUUCAGAAUAUUUCAAAAGGGUCUAUAUUAUCGUUAAAAGGAGAAACCGUUUCCCAAGCUCUGAUUAAUUAUUGUGCACUGUGCUUUUAUAAGACAGCCAGUAUUAUGGCUAAUGGGUGCCAAGGAAUUGCGUAUUUAGGGAAUAGUGAUAUGAAAAGAAGCUAUGAUUAUGGAAAACAUCUAGGGAUGGCCCUUGGAGUGGUUGGGGACAUUAAGGACUAUUUAAAUGGAAAAAUUAGGUAUAAUUCGUUCCCUGUGCUAUUUGCAGCUGGCGCACAUACCAAUAUAUCUGAACUUAUAGAGAAUAAACAAGAAAAUUUAGUCAAAGAGCUGGUAGCUGAUGCAAAUGGGGUUGGAUGGGCGAAAAAGUUAGCUAUUCAUCAUAUUGAGGCUGCAAUCGAAACCGCAAAGCUAUUUGAAGAUCCUAAAGAUCUUGUGUCACUAACAGCAAGUAUUGCAAAUAGUCUUUAA